Closterium sp. Naga37s-1 is the source of this 696-nucleotide messenger RNA. The record is from the annotation of a GenBank genome assembly. NCBI's taxonomy places the organism in Eukaryota, Viridiplantae, Streptophyta, Zygnematophyceae, Desmidiales, Closteriaceae.
AUGGCUAGCCCUACAGUUCUUACCUUCGAUGCUGAGGGUCGUGAAGUUGACUUCAAUGUCUGGGUAGAUGAUCUGCAGCUCUUUCUUCAGUGCGAUUCUAAGGACGGAGUCUCGCUUUUUUAUCUCACGUCCGGCGCCUCUGCUGCACCUGCUGCCGAUGCUGACAGUACAGUUCGCUCGCAGUGGACUACUCGUGACGCUGUUGCUCGCCUUGCUGUUCGUAGUCACCUGCCUUCUGCUGAGCGCACGCACUUUGGCCAGUACAAGACUGCUAAGGGUGUUCCCCCCGUUCCCCUUCUGCCCUCUGUUGCUUCUGCUGCUGCUGUCGACCUCGUUGGCACCGAGGAGGUCGGGGCUGCGUCUGCUCCUAGUGGGAGGCGCCGCUACGGCAAGGGCAAGGGGGGCAAGGGUGGUGGAGGGGACGGCGGGGGCGGCGGUGGUGGCGGUGGAGGAGGCGGAGGGGGUGGGGGUGGAGGCAAGGGUGGUGGCGGGAGUGGGGGCGUCGGUGGUGGCGGUGGAGGUGGUGGAGGCAGCGGCAGCGGUGGUGGAGGCAGCGGCAGCGGUGGUGGAGGCAGUGGCAGCGGAGUUGGAGGUGGCGGCGGCGGUGGUGCUGGUCGGGGUGGAGCCGCACAGCGUGGAGGCUUCGGCGGUAUAGAGUCUACUGCUCUAGGUGCAAGCAUCAUGGACACGAGAUGA